AUGGCUUUAAAUUAUGAAACAUUAAUACGAGCUGCAAUGAAACAACCGGAGGAUCGAACUUUAACAGAAGUAAACGAUUUCAUAUUUCCAUGGUUGAAAGCGUCAUUAAAGAAAAAACAAGGAAUAUUUCAAAAAAUUAGUGAUGAAGUGAUACAUGAAAUUUGUAAAUCAAUUACCCUUGAAAGGCGUCGACCAUGGGAAGUCGUAAUACGUCAAGGAGAAGUUGGAGACAAAUUUUAUAUUAUUUUGCAAGGUUCAGUGAACAUUUAUCGAUUAGAUGAUGAUGCAAAACCAACAACAGCAGAUACUACGAGUGCUACCAUUGAUCCCAGUGUUAUCGCCGAUGAUGAAAAACGAGAAGAAGUUAUUUCAAAUUAUUUUGGAAAUUAUAUUGUUACACUUGGCGCUGGUUUUGAUUUUGGUGAACGUGCUUUGAUCACCGAUGAGCCCAGAAGUGCUACGGUUAUUACAGCAACAUCCACUGAUCUUCUUGUUGUUGAGCGUGAUGUUUUCAAUAGAACGUUGAAAUCGGCUCAUGAAAAAGAAUUACAAGAGAAAACAGAAUUUAUUAAUAAAUGUCCAUUCUUUUCCACAUGGAAUCCGAGAAUGAAACGUUUAGUUUCUCUUAAUUUGGAACGUGGACAUUUUUCCUACGAUUCACUAUUAUUUAAACAAGGAGAAAGAGCUGAUGCUGUCUAUUUUAUUUGGAGUGGUGAAGUGAAAUUAACCAUGGAUCCGUUACUCCAUUGGCUACAAUAUCCAAAUAUUUUAUCAUCACAUAAACUAUCGAAAUCAGAUCCAUUAAAAUCUGCUGCUAUUGAAUUAUUUUUACCCAUGUUAACUAAUUUACCAAAUGUAAAUUCAUCACCAUAUUAUUCACAAAAAACCGAACAACAAGCAAAACAACAAAGUUAUGCAAUAAAACGUCGACAUAUGACAUUUGCCCAAGCUGAACAAGAAUUAAAAAAACGUAUGUUACAAGUGGCUUUGUUAACAACCGGUGAUAUUAUUGCAUUGGAAGAAUACGUAUGCGAUUUACAAACAUAUAUGCAAACGGCACGUUGUACUAGUGCAUGUGAUUUAUUCUAUAUUUUAAAACAUAAUCUUGUUCGAUUACAAAAACGAAUGGGUGCACAAGGUUUAGUAGAAAAACUUCGAGAAACUGUUUUAUUAACAUUUCAUGCUUAUAAACAACGUUUUAUUUAUUCAUCAAUACCAUUAGUACGACUAUUAACAGUAGAAUUAGAAAAGCGAAAUGAAAAUGAUUUAAUGAAUAAUAAUUAUCAACAAAAACGAUGGUUCCAAUUACAGCAAAAUACACCAAAAACUAGUCGUCGAUUUCAACGUGUUACGAAUCAUCAGGGAACAACUCGACGAACAACUACAGUAUUGAAUCGUAGUUUUAAUUCUGGUACAAAUCCGUCUCAUAUAUCAUCAGGUGAUUCAAUGGUAUCUGAUCAAGCGUUAAGAAAACUAGAAGAACGUUUGAAAGAUUGGCAUCAACGAAUGGGCCAAGCAAGUAAACCACAAAUAGCAAAAUUACAACGUUAUAAUCACAUGAAUACCGAUACUAGACAAAAAAUGUUGGCUCGCUCACAUAUGUCAGAUUCUUCUCAUGAAGUUGAUGAUACAACAUUUGAGACAAUUGAUACACAGUCGGAUUAUUUGUCAAAUUUCCAGCAGUCAGAUGAACCAUUAUUUAAAGUUGAAUUGGUUUUGGAAGAAAAUAUGGGAAAUAUUCGUACUCGUAUACAGAGUGCACCUGCUGUAAUUUAUACCAAACAACAACAAUAUGAAGACAUGAAACAGUAUCUGAAAGCAGCUUGGAAACGUUUUCUCUCUCGUCCACAACCUUGUCUAUAA
Didymodactylos carnosus is the source of this 1863-nucleotide messenger RNA. The record is from the annotation of a GenBank genome assembly. Lineage: Eukaryota; Metazoa; Rotifera; Eurotatoria; Philodinida; Philodinidae.